AUGCUACCCUUUACGACAACGUCACCCUUGUCACACCAGAAUGGAACAGCCACUGAAUCAACCCACCUACUUUUCGAUGAAGACAGUAGACUGGCGACCAAUAUCGCAGAAGCGACCAUUGACUACUUUCCACCAGACACCUAUGACAUGGCGUUCGUAUCCAGUCUGGACUUCAACCAGUUCUUGACACUCUCGCCUCUUCCCUGUCUGGCAGCUAAAUCGCCAUCCCAGGCCAGCCCCGAGAAACAAGUCGGCGCAUCGACACCAACCGGUUUUGCUCCACAGGGUAUAGAUCACUCGAGAUGUUCGUGGACUCCGCUCUCGGCCGUGUCGGAUCUGUCAGCUUCAACAUCAGAACAGCGGAAGCUGUGUUGGACCAUAAAUGAUGGCGAAUGGGAACAGUUCGUUACGACCAUAAAACACCUCUGUCCUGAAUAUGCAAAGUCUCGACUGCCCUCUCGUCAGAGUAUAUCCCGAUAUCUCGCAGCGUAUUUCCGGGGCUUUCACGAGCAUCUGCCGUUUCUACACCCCCCUACGGUCAAUUUACACAACACAAGGGCGCAUCUUGUCGUUGCCAUCGCGGCGAUCGGCGCCCAAUAUUGCCUAGAAAUCGAGGACAUGGUUUUGCUUUUCAGUCUAGCGAAGCUGAUGGUCUUGAAGGCGAUUGAUAGUCGAAGACGGACACUCUCAAGCCGUGAAAGAGCACGAGCUGAAUCGGAAAACGAUGAUCCAUAUGGGACGAGUAAUUUGGACGACGAGGCAAUCCAAUCUUGCCAAACAUUGCUUUUGCUUAUGGUCGCGGCAACAUGGGGCGAUCCCAAGACUAAUUUGAAGGAGGAUAUGAAUCUACAAAGCAUCCUCGCAACAUUUCUCCGCGAAGAAAAGCUUCUGAAUGUCGACAGCAGCGUCAAGCACCGCUCAUGGCACGAGUGGAUUCGAGUAGAAGGUGUCAUACGGACAGUUUUGAUUACAUUCUGCUUUUUCAACUUUCACACCAUCCUUCAUAAUGUUCCUCCACCUAUAUUGAACUCCGAGAUUCAAAUGGCAUUGCCUUGCCAUGAGGAAGAAUGGAGAUGCAGUACUGCUGUAUCAUGGGCAGAGCAACACGCCGCGGGGAAGACAGCCCCGAUCCAGCCGGUAUUCAGCGUGGCAUACAAGAGCCUCUUCCACCCUACCGCGUUCGGGGGUCUCAAGACUUGCUCAUCCUUGGGCAUUUAUGUUCUGAUAACGGCAAUCGUGCAGCACAUCUAUUUCGUCCGACAGCUUAGUAAACAUACUCUUUACGACAAUACCACGACACCGCCCGUGGAAAUCGACACCCUCCAUCAAGUACUAUGUCGGUGGCAGGAAAUUUGGGAGAUGGAUCCGCACAGAUCACUGGGUCCGAACAAUCCUGACGGUCCAUUGCCAUUCAACUCUACCGCCCUGCUUCGAAUGGCAUAUGUCCGCUUAGGCGUGGACAUCAGCUCUUCGUUUACCAUCGGCUCGCGCAAUCCGCAGCAGAUCGCGUCCGCGAUGCUGUGCAGUUCCCCCGUUCCUCGCAACCAACAUAGCACGAGGGCGGCACUACAUGCUGCUCACACCUUGAACACACCAGUGCAGAUCGGGUUAAAGCUUGUAGCCAAAACUCAAGCAUUGACGUGGUCUCUUCAACACUCCUUGUCGUACCUUGAGUCGGCUUUUCUGCUUAGUAAAUGGUUGGAAAACAUCAUGCGAUCGCGUAAUAGUCUACCGCCAGACGAGGCUGAACGGCAGGUUCUGUCAUAUGUCCAAGGUAUUCUGCAUGAAGCCGUCGAUAAGGACAACCAAGGCAUGACUUCCUGCACCGAUUCCAAUCUGAGUAUUAGCCUGAUCCGGAUCUGGGCACAACUUAUACUCGAAGAAGGCAUCUGGCCAAUAGUGAACAUGGUUGGGAAAACUUUGGCAUUGUACGCUGAUCUUCUAGCGGCGAACGUUGGAGGUGAUGUUUCGUGA
Molecule: messenger RNA, 1974 nt
Organism: Exophiala spinifera
Lineage: Eukaryota; Fungi; Ascomycota; Eurotiomycetes; Chaetothyriales; Herpotrichiellaceae
Exons: 1
Coding region: 1-1974 (657 amino acids)
Biological process (GO): regulation of transcription by RNA polymerase II; DNA-templated transcription
Cellular component (GO): chromatin
Molecular function (GO): DNA-binding transcription factor activity, RNA polymerase II-specific; RNA polymerase II cis-regulatory region sequence-specific DNA binding; zinc ion binding
Source: RefSeq, a predicted model, not a curated record